GACUAUUGCUGUGUUCGCUACGUAGCAUUCAAUUAACUGAUGGGGAAAGAUGCGCUACCGAGGAAAGAAGUCAAGUAUGUAAAGGGGUCGCAAUUCAUUCCACGCGUUUUACGUCCCUCUUUGGUUUCCAUACGAAAAAGACAGGGGGAGGGACCAUCAUGGCUUCCAAGGCCGUGAAGCUGACAGCCGUCCCGGCUGCUCUUGGACUGGCUUCAUUUCGUGUUUACGCCAUGAGUGAAGGGAAUCAUGAAGAGCUCGUGUCUCCACGAGAGCUGUCGAUCUACUCGCCCGACCCUCCUGCAAUGCGCUAUGUGGAGGAGCGGCCAGGACCACUACAAACAGGGCUGGGUAUCGUGAGAGUGGGACUACAGCCCUAUGUCCGAGCAGUGAAGAAUGCCUGCAUUUCAGUAAAAGUUGGUGCGGUAGCUGUUUACCAAUCAGGACAAGAUACAUACAAUUUCCUAAGAGAUCCUCCCCCAGGCUUCCUGCCGAGGGUGGGCGUCAUAACAGUGUCUGGGUUGGCUGGACUGGUACUGGCACGGAAGGGGUCGCGUCUGAAGAGGCUGGGUGUGCCUCUUGGUCUUACGACAGUGGGAACCGCAGUGUGCUAUCCCACUCAAACAGUUGGGCUCUUAAAGGUGACCGGUAAGAAGAUAUAUGCUGCUAGCUCAUCAGUGGCCUCAGUUUUUAAAUCCAAACCUAAAGAAACCAUUAUCACCCCUGCUACCAGCCUUGAGCCAGCAGCACCUGUGACAAGUCCAGAACCGGAGGUCCCGGAAUCCAAAGCUUUGCCUGAGCCCACGACCUCUGAACCAGUCCCAGCCGUUGAUGCCCCUCCUGUUCCAUCUGAAGAAGUCCCUCAGCCCCCUACAGAUGUGACUGAGGUACCCUCUUCAGAUACCCCGGCAGCCCCGGAAUCUGCCUUAGAACCCGCCCCUGAGACUGCAGAUCCUAUUGUUCCGGAAGCUGUCCCCACCCAAGAGGCAUCAGCUCUGGAACUGCCUGCUGAAAUUGCUGAGGUUGCACCUGCACCUGAACCCACAACAGAGACCCCACCAGCUGAACCUACCCCAGAGGCACCUGCCGCUGAACCUACCCCAGAGGCCGCACCUGCCGCUGAACCUACCCCAGAGGCCGCUGCUGAACCUACCCCAGAGGCACCUGCCGCUGAACCUACCCCAGAGGCACCUGCUGCUGAACCUACCCCAGAGGCACCUGCUGCUGAACCUACCCCAGAGGCCGCACCUGCCGCUGAACCUAUCCCAGAGGCCGCUGCUGAACCUACCCCAGAGGCACCUGCUGCUGAACCUACCCCAGAGGCACCUGCCCCUGAACCUACCCCAGAGGCACCUGCUGCUGAACCUACCCCAGAGGCCGCACCUGCCGCUGAACCUAUCCCAGAGGCCGCAGCUGCAGCUGAACCUACCACAGAGGCUGCAGCUGAACCUACCCCAGAGGACGCAGCUGCACCUGAACCUACCCCAGAGGCCGCAGCUGAACCUACCCCAGAGGCCGCACCUGCUGCUGAACCUACCCCAGAGGCACCUGCUGUUGAACCUACCCCAGAGGCACCUGCCGCUGAACCUACCCCAGAGGCACCUGCAGCUGAACCUACCCCAGAGGCCGCACCUGCCGCUGAACCAACCCCAGAGGCCGCACCUGCCCUUGAACCUACCCCAGAGGCACCUGCCCCUGAACCUACCCCAGAGGCUGCACCUGCCCCUGAACCUACCCCAGAGGCAGCCCCUGAACCAACCCCAGAGGCCGCAUCUACUACCGAAACUACUCCAGAAUCUAAACCUGCUGAAGCCACUGAAAUGAUUGCUGCUGAGGCCCCAGAGGUGGCACCUGCAGAACAACUUGCACUCACUCCAGGUACUGAAGAGGCCACACCCCCUGCACUAGAGCCAACCCCAGCUGUUGAAGAGGCCACACCCCCUGCCCCUGAGACAGCUGUGGCUGCUGUUGACGACGCCACUCCCUCUGGCAGUGAGCCAAGCUUCGUUAUAGUGGAAACACCUGCCUCUGAGACGGCCCCCUCCUCUGCAGAAGAAGGCACGCUCUUGUCUGUGGAGGAGACCACCCCCGUAGCCAUGGAUCAGCCCCCUAUUGUGAUUGAAGAGCCUGUUCCAGUGAAGGCCAUUACAGACCCAUCACACUUUGUCCCCAAUCCUCUGCUUCUGGACCACGGCCAGUCCCACCCUGAGGACGCCGACUUGUACAGCACUCGCGGCUAAACCAAAAUGGUGGUGACAGGGGGCACUGAAUGGGAGGUGUGGGUGAUUAACCUCCCUUGAACUCAAGUAAUGAAAUCCAAUGCCUUGGUCACACGGUAGUCUCACGGGUGAUCUACACAGAAAUGUGAUGUUUAGGGGUGUCAUGUCUUGUGAAGGUGUUUCUCAGUAAUUCCUUCGGAAGCCACAGGCUUUGAUCCUUUUACCUCGGUUACAUAGAUCAGUUUACCAAAAGUGUGUGUGUGGUAUACAUAUGUGAUGUGUACACUUACAUGGCAGUCUCAGGCGGUCACACAUCCCUACACACACUGAACACAGUGGAAAAAAAACCUGCAGUUCUGGGAGAACACUGCUGUUAUUACUAAGUCACAUACAGUCAUAAGAGUUUAAGCCAAGGGACACUUCCUGCCAUGAAGGGAAGAUGGCAUCCCCACCAUUUUAUACUGUGAUCAUGUACAGUGCUCAUUUUUACAGGACAAUACGUCGAGUCGUCUUUUAUAAAUCAAAUAAAAACUUUGCUGAGGUUUAGAAUGUUUGUUUAGCCACACAUUAGUUUCUCUGUCAGCUUGGAUAGAAUAUCUAGACAAUCUAUGCAAAAACAUCUGUUUGAAAUCUUGGGGAUCAAAGUCAUAUUCAAACUAUUAACUGUUGAAUGUAACUUAAGGUGUAUUUGGUUAUUUAGCUUCAGAUUAGUAUAAGUGAGCUUUGACUUGGCUGUGUCUUCUU
Molecule: messenger RNA, 2960 nt
Organism: Clupea harengus (Atlantic herring)
Lineage: Eukaryota; Metazoa; Chordata; Actinopteri; Clupeiformes; Clupeidae
Gene: apool
Product: apolipoprotein O like
Biological process (GO): cristae formation
Cellular component (GO): MICOS complex
Source: RefSeq, a predicted model, not a curated record